AUGCAUCCGUGGGUAGCCAUCCUGGGCCUCAUACUCCUUCUGACAGAUGGUGUAACGUCUUACCCACGAGUGACUGGAGUGGUGGGUCAGUCUGUCAGGCUACCCUGCACCUAUGGUGGAGAAGUCACGAGCAUGUGCUGGGGCCGAGGGGCAUGUCCUUUAACUCGCUGCGGAAGUGACAUUAUCUGGACUAAUGGAUACAGUGUCACCUUUCAGAAGGACAAACGUUAUAAGCUAAACGGAAACAUUGGUGAAGGGGAUGUGUCUUUGACCAUAGAGAAUGCAGCCCAGGCUGACAGUGGCUUGUAUUGUUGCCGUGUUGAGAAGAGAGGGUGGUUCAAUGAUAUAAAAAUCACCCUAGACUUAAGUAUAAAGCCAGUAGCUUCUUUAUCUUCUCCUACGCAGAGAGCGGAAACCCAGCCUACCACACAGCAAGAAACAAAUAUAACCGGCUCACCAUCGCACUCUUGCUCAACAGAUGGGUAUGGCACUGUGACCCAGUCUCCAGAUGCCCUUUGGCAUAACAAUCAAACUCUUGUGACGCUGGCACAAGAUCCAUGGAUGAACACCAAUAAGGGAGUCUACAUUGGAAUCUGUGUUACUGCCUUGGUAUCAUUGCUCACAUUUUUGGUUUUCAUGAUUAGCAAAAGAUAUUUUUGCCUGAGUAGCAAGGUGGAGCUACUACGUGUGAUUCCGUUGAGGGACUCUCACAUUGGAGCUUUGAAAAAUGCAGCUCUGAAGCCUGUCCGAGCAGAAGACAAUAUCUACAUUAUUGAUGACCUUCAUUAA
Molecule: messenger RNA, 789 nt
Organism: Lipotes vexillifer (Yangtze River dolphin)
Lineage: Eukaryota; Metazoa; Chordata; Mammalia; Artiodactyla; Lipotidae
Gene: HAVCR1
Product: hepatitis A virus cellular receptor 1
Exons: 7
Coding region: 1-789 (262 amino acids)
Biological process (GO): positive regulation of mast cell activation; phagocytosis, engulfment
Cellular component (GO): cell surface
Molecular function (GO): phosphatidylserine binding; virus receptor activity
Source: RefSeq, a predicted model, not a curated record